AUGUUUGUUUCGGUUUUCUCUGGCGUUGCUGCUGCAGCAGCUCGUGCUGCUGCUGCACGGCAGCAGCAGCAGCAAAACCCAAGCAGCAGCACCAAGACGAACCCUGAAAAAAACAAACAAAAACAUCAGCAGCAACAAGUAAAAGGAGACAGAAAAGGAGACAGAAGAGGAGACACAGCAAGAGACAGACGGCAGCAGCAGCAGCAGCAGCAGCAGCAGCAGGAGACAAGCAGCAGAAGCAGCAAAAGCAGCAGCAGCAGGAGACAAACAGCAGCAGCACCAGCAGCAGCAACAGCAUCAGCAACAACUGCAGCAGCAACUGCAGCAGCAACUACAGCAGCAACUGCAGCAGCAACAGCAACAGCAACAGCAGCAGCAGCAGCAGCAACAGCAGCAGCAGCAGCAGCUGACGUAGAAGCAGCGAAGAUGAGCCUGCUGCAGCAGCAGCUGCUGCAGCAAGAAGCGCGUCAGCAGCAGCAGCGGCAGCAGCAGCAGCAAAACCCAAGCAGCAGCACCAAGACGAACCCUAAAAAAAACAAACAAAAACAUCAGCAGCAACAAGUAAAAGGAGACAGAAGAGGAGACACAGCAACAGACAGACGGCAGCAGCAGCAGCAGCAGCAGCAGGAGACAAGCAGCAGAAGCAGCAGGAGACAAACGGCAGCAGCAGAAGCAAUAGCAGCAGCAACAGUAGCAGCAAUAGCAGCAGCAACAGCAUCAGCAACAACUGCAGCAGCAACUGCAGCAGCAACUACAGCAGCAACUGCAACAGCAGCAGCAACAGCAACAGCAACAGCAGCAGCAGCAGCAGCUGACGUGUAUGUCUCUGUUGCUGCACUCCCUGCGUUGUCUUUUGCCUGCAGCAGCGGCAGCACAGCAGCACCAGUAACAGGCUGCGACAGCUGCUGCAGCAGUAUAUACACCUGA
Messenger RNA from Eimeria mitis, 927 nucleotides. RefSeq lists its product as uncharacterized. The transcript is spliced from 3 exons. The record is from RefSeq and is a predicted model, not a curated record. Bases 1 to 927 code for a protein of 308 amino acids. NCBI's taxonomy places the organism in Eukaryota, Apicomplexa, Conoidasida, Eucoccidiorida, Eimeriidae.